GCCUACUGCUUCAAAUCGCAGACGGUUACGUUUUAUUUAUCGCUUUGCAUCUUCGCUAUAAAUUGUUCAGUGAUCUGUAACGUUUGACAGUGUUUGAGUGACCAAGCGGAAGGAAACGCAAUGCUGCACCCAGUGAUAUUAUUAUUAGCAAUAAUUUGCACGGCAAUUGCCCAGCGGCCGUUCAGGCCUGUUCCAGUAGCUCCACAAACUCCGGGACGACAGGUUAAUAUUAUUAGCGAAACGAACGAUGUUGGCAUAGACGGAUCAUAUAGAUGGAGUUUUGAAGCGGACAAUGGAAUAUCGGCGCAGGAAUCUGGUCAGUUAAAAAACGCGAAUUCGCAAGAUCCCAUUGAGGAAGCUCAAGGAUCGUUUCAGUAUACUGCUCCCGAUGGCACACCCAUUCAGCUGCAAUAUAUUGCCAACGAAGGAGGUUUUCAGCCUCAAGGGAAUCAUUUGCCUGUGGCACCGCCCAUUCCGCCAGAAAUUUUAAAAGCAUUGGAAUGGAAUGCAGCACACCCGGAAGAAGAAAGAGAGGAGAUUAGUCGACCUGUAACUGGAUUUAGGGGAAAAUUCGCCGUCAUAACUACGCGCGUUAAUUGUCUCUGUGCCCGCGUGGGUUUUCGUGUAAUUGAUAACAUGAGUAAAAUUUCGCUGAUAUUUCUAGCAGUAGUGCUUGUAAGUACUUGCGCUCAACGCAGGCCGCCGGUUCAAAUCCAACCAGGGCAGAUUAUUAAGAUAAUCAGGCAAGAGUCUGAUAUAGGACCAGACGGAUCUUACCAAUGGAGUUAUGAGACCGAAAAUGGAAUUUCUGCGCAGGAGCAAGGCCGAUUGAAAAACCCUGAUACCAUGGAAGCGCAGGGACAAUUUUCAUUCACUGCAGAUGACGGAACCCCAAUUCAACUCCAGUAUACCGCCAACGAAGACGGCUUUCAGCCUCAAGGUGCUCAUCUUCCAACGCCUCCACCAAUACCCGCGGCCAUUUUGAGGGCUUUGGAGUAUAAUGCGGCUCAUCCAGAACAGGACGAGGAGCGUCCUAGACCAGUUGGACGCCGUCGACGAUGAUAAACGAUGUAUCUAGAAUUCUGUGAUCUUACAUAAAAAUAGGAUAUUAAUUUUUUUAUUGACUGUAGCAUGAGUAACUUAUAAUAAAUACUCGGCAACUUGGAAAUGUCGCUUAAUGCCAUGGGCGAAUGAAAUUAAAACGCUAGAUUAAAAAAAUGAAAAAUUUAUUUGU
Messenger RNA from Cylas formicarius (sweet potato weevil), 1234 nucleotides. RefSeq lists its product as uncharacterized. Gene Ontology annotation, cellular component: chitin-based extracellular matrix. The transcript has 8 exons. The record is from RefSeq and is a predicted model, not a curated record. Gene Ontology annotation, molecular function: structural constituent of chitin-based larval cuticle. Lineage: Eukaryota; Metazoa; Arthropoda; Insecta; Coleoptera; Brentidae. The coding region runs from base 121 to 1062 and encodes 313 amino acids.